AUGGAGGGGCCACGGCUUCCUCCUUCCGGCACCUUCCAUGAAUCGGACGAUGACAAAUCCGACGAUCCCCCUUCCGCCUGGCACCGUCCAACCUCGAGUCUCUCGGCAUUGCCCUCUCAAGAUCCUCCACCACACCAUUGGCGUAAUCAUUCUCUAAAUCUCUCUCCAAUCCUGGACACACCUUCCCGGUCUCUCCCUCCUCCCCAUUCAAUCCCUGAGCUAGAGACUUACGUUGUCCAGGUACCGAGAGAUCAAGUCUAUUGGACUCCUCCUCCUGAGCAUGCAAAAUACGUCGAGAAACUCCGUAAUAACCCGGACAAAAACAAAAAGAAUGGCUGUUCUAAACGUCUUAUGUGGUUCUUUAUCAUCUUGAUCGUUUUUGGGUUCAUCCUUGGUGCAAUCACCCUUAUCCUUCAUCUCGUUUUCAGCCCCACUCUUCCAGUUUUCGCAGUGGAGAGAUUAACUGUAAAACCUAGUUAUUUCGAGGUCACGUUAAGAGCUGAGAAUCCAACGUCUAACAUGGGGGUAAGCUAUAUGAUGAAAAAUAACGGUGUGGUUUCGUUGACCUACAAGAACAAGAACAUAGGACGCGGGAAAUUCCCAAAGAUUUCCCUAGCCGCGUCUGGAUCCGACAACGUCAAUGUAAAGCUCAAUGGGUCGACCAAGAACGCCGUUAUGCCACCUAGGGGAACGAAACAACCGGUGAGUUUGGUGCUGAUUAUGGAGCUAAAGGCGGAUUAUGAAGCAGGACCAGUGAAAAAGAACAAAGAAUUGGUGGUGACUUGCGAUGUUAAGGUUAAGGGAUUGUUAGAUGCCAAGAAGGUCGAGAUUGUGUCGGAGAAUUGUGAGAGUGAGUUCAAGAACUGA
Eruca vesicaria subsp. sativa (arugula) is the source of this 867-nucleotide messenger RNA. The record is from the annotation of a GenBank genome assembly. NCBI's taxonomy places the organism in Eukaryota, Viridiplantae, Streptophyta, Magnoliopsida, Brassicales, Brassicaceae.